AUGCCAGAAAUAGCGGAGCGAAAGGCUUCCAUGGACGCCGAGGUGGCGGUUUCUCACAACGAGCAGCAGGAGCUUUCGGCAGGAUAUGAGGAUCCUCACAAGGCUGCGCUCGAAGACAAUCCCGAGCACGCUGAACGGCUCAGCCUCUCGGUUAUACUUUCAGCCCUCUUCCUCGGCACAUCCUUCACUGGUCCAAUCAUCUUCGGCUUCAUCCUAGCGACACCUAUCCUUGUGCAACUGAGUCAGAUUCUUGGAGGGGACAAGAUUGACUUCUGGGUGCCCUCAGGCUGGGGUGCUGCUGCCGCAGUCGGAUUCUCUGUCGCUGGUAGGCUUUCAGACAUCUUUGGCCGCCGAUAUGUCAUCCUGGUCGGACAGCUGCUCACGGUCGUGGGUGCGGCCAUUGCAGCCAGUGCGCACUCGAUGAACCAGCUCAUCGCCGGGACGGUGAUCCUUGGAGGCUCGAUCGGAACAGUGUCAGUGGCAUAUGCAGGUCUAUCUGAGAUUCUUCCAAACAAGUACCGCGGCGUGGGUCUGGCAUGGACUGAGCUCAACCUGGCAAGCUGGGCCGUCGCAGGGACACUGCUUGCGAAUGCUCUUCUGUCCCAUGCGAGCUGGCGGGUGAUGUACUACAUUGCUAUCGGAUAUGGCGCUUUCUCCUUCAUAGGCACCCUCUUCGUCUACUUCCCACCUAGUCAUCCGCGCCCUGACGGCCUCACCAAAUGGCAAGAGUUCAAGAAUAUAGAUUUUCUUGGGAUCUUCUUGUUUGUCUCCGGCCUGGCCGUCUUCCUGUACGGCCUCAACUCCGGCGGCAAUACCUACCCGUGGAAAAGUGCCGGUACUCUGGCACCUCUGAUCCUGGGAAUCGUUGUCUUCCUGGGGUCUUUCGUGUACGACUUCACAAUUGCCAAGGAUCCACUCUUCCCGUGGUACCUAUUCAAGAAGUUCCGCGAGUUCUCGUCACUGUUGAUGCUGGUUUUCGUGGCGGGCAUGGUCUUCUUUGCAGCUUCUGCGCUCAAUGCCCAGACGAUUCUUUAUUUGUACACAGCCGAUCCCAUCAAGAUUGGUGUCUACUCGAUUCCGUCAGGUGCUGGCCAACUUGUCGGAGGCGUCAUCAUUCCAGGGCUGGUCCACUACAUCAAACACGUGCAUUACCAGUUGACAUUUUCAGUCUUCAUGCAGACAUUGUUCUUUGGGCUCGCAGCCCUCGUCACGCCGCACAACAUCAACUGGGUCAUGGCAGUCCAGUUUCUCGCCAUGCUGCCAUUUGGCUGGAUCACCUUGAAUUGCUACACAACAGCAUCUCUCCACGUUCCCCAGAAGGAUCUCGGGGUAGCCAUUGGGCUAAUCGGCACCUUUCGCUCCUUGGGAGGAGCAGUGGGCUCGGUCAUUUUCUCAUCCAUCUUCACCCAAAUUUCUGCGAAACAGGUUCCGGAGAGGAUCGCGAAUGUGGCAUUAGGUGCAGGGGUGACGACCAAGACCCUUCCGGAAUUGAUCGAAGCAGUCUCUCUGACCAUUGUCGGUGUGCCUGGCCAGGCUGCGACGGUGCCUUCAGUUUCCUCAGCGGUGUUUGAUAAGUGUGUUGCUGCAGCUCGACUCGGCUAUGCAUAUGGCUUCCGUAUAACAUGGCUUGCGUCGAUCCCGUUUGGAGUCAUCGCUAUGCUCUGUGCUGUGGCUGUUCGGGAUCCUUCCAAGUAUUUCACCAACCACGUGGAGAUUCAUCUUGAGAAGGAGAUUGGUGGCGCCAAGCACGUGAAAGAAGCAGAAACAAAGCAAGUAUAG
Messenger RNA from Exophiala spinifera, 1779 nucleotides. RefSeq lists its product as uncharacterized. NCBI's taxonomy places the organism in Eukaryota, Fungi, Ascomycota, Eurotiomycetes, Chaetothyriales, Herpotrichiellaceae. The transcript has 3 exons. Gene Ontology annotation, cellular component: membrane. Gene Ontology annotation, biological process: transmembrane transport. Bases 1 to 1779 code for a protein of 592 amino acids. Gene Ontology annotation, molecular function: transmembrane transporter activity. The record is from RefSeq and is a predicted model, not a curated record.